GCGAGGAGUAUGAGUACUCAGAGUACUGCAGUAGUCAUAGUAACUAGUCUUUCCUCUCCUCCGGAACAGAGCGCGCGCUGCGUCGUGCGUAAUCCGUGUCCGCGCUGCUGUCGGCGGCGCCGCGCUCCGUCAUGGAGCCGCUGUCCGCCGGUGUGCCGCCCGGAGGAGCCUCCUCACAGCCUCCUCUGCUGUAAACCGGAUCGGUUCGGUCCCGGUUCCGGACAGAGACCCGCGGCUCGGUCACAGCGGUCCGACCCGCAGGGAGCGGCCGCUCGGCUGAUCUGGAUCCGAUCCGCAGGGCGGAGCAGCGGUGGAAAGGAGCGACGGUCCGCCGCCGUUUGGCUGGGCUCACACCGCGGACAGCUGCUGCUCCUCCGGCCGCCUCCUCCUCACAUGUACUACACAGAUAAUACACAGAGUGUACUGCUACUGUCAGGGAGGACAGUACUCAGUGAUACAGGCAGGACAGUAAGGUACCAGAGGUCAUCGAGUCCAGACUGAUACUGCAGUAAUACUACAGUACUUUUACUUUAAAGAGUUGUAAAGUCAGUGUUUUAUUCCAGCUGAGCAACAGUGAUACUACAGAACAGGAGGAGUGUCAGUGUGAGUACUACAGCAGUACUCUGUGUGUACUCUGUGUGUACUCUGUGUGUACUCUGUGUGUACUCUGUGUGUACUCUGUGGUCCUCCUCUGGACUCUGGCAGAUAAUCAGAUUACUGAGCUCAGAGGAUUUUGUGAGUGGAGAUGGGGAGCACUGCAGAGAGGAGGGAGGAGGAGGAGGAGAGGAGCUGCAGGAGGAAGAAGAGGAGGCCGCUCAGACUCCACAUGCCUGAGCUGAGUCUGUUUGCGAUGCCCUUCCUGGAGGGAGAUCCAGGCCGAGCGGAGAAGGACGGCAGCAGGAAGCAGGGGGAGCCUGCGUGCCACUCUGCCAGCCCCACCAGGAGCUUCUUCCACCGGGCUCCGUUCAGCCGCCCCUCCAGCCCCCGCUCCGCCCCGGCCAGGACCUCCACCCCCAGGGUGAGUCCCAGCUCCCCAAAGACCAUCUUCCCCUACCAGACUGGACCCCCCCAGCAGGACUCACCGCCCAAGUCUCCACGCAGGCUGAGCUUCAGUGGGAUCUUCAGGUCGGCCUCCAGGGAUUCAAACCACCAACCCUCGUCCUCGCCCGUCACCAUCAAACUGUUCACACGCAACAAGAGAGACAAGGCCAGAGGUACUGAGUGUGUGUGUGUGUGUUUUCCAGGUGUUUUCCAG
Molecule: messenger RNA, 1255 nt
Organism: Lates calcarifer (barramundi perch)
Lineage: Eukaryota; Metazoa; Chordata; Actinopteri; Centropomidae
Product: 5'-AMP-activated protein kinase subunit gamma-2
Exons: 4
Source: RefSeq, a predicted model, not a curated record